This is a messenger RNA of Rhinichthys klamathensis goyatoka, 5995 nucleotides long. RefSeq names its product glutamate-rich 3 (gene erich3). The record is from RefSeq and is a predicted model, not a curated record. Lineage: Eukaryota; Metazoa; Chordata; Actinopteri; Cypriniformes; Leuciscidae. The transcript is spliced from 14 exons. Bases 130 to 5457 code for a protein of 1775 amino acids.
AGGUGUUGAGUAUUCAGAGCCGGGCAGACGGGAUGCACACAUAGUUUUAAUGUCCCCUGGAUUAAAGAAAACUCUAAAAUUAUCGCUUGUUUGCUCUAUUCAUAUCAAAGAUCACUACGCGCCGACAAAAUGAGUCAUCUGAACCCAGGUCUUCUUUCAGCUUACAAUAGCUUAACUGACAAACAUCUGACUGGAUACUUCAACAAUGUGAGAAUACGAAGACAUCUUCAGAAGGUUGGGCUGAUCUCCCGGAGCGGACGGAUUGUUCCUGAUAAGGAGUACAGGCACAAGCUGAUCCAGCGAGCACAUCAGAGACAUGUGAGAGAGUGUCUGGCUCAGGCCAUCUUUCACAAGGUGCUAGACAUGGAGCGCCUUCAUCAAACCGAGAUCAAGAGAAAACUUGAGGAAUUUGCACGGAGGGAACGAAUCCACAAAAUAAAGGCUGAGCGCUCCAAGAGAUAUGAAGAUGAACCAAUGCCAAUGCUGUCACCUCGGCCACCCACGGGGCCAAAGAUCUCUCACGUACGGCAUUCUGGGCCGGAGGGAGAGCAUUCUGAGUCAACAGAAUCUCCGAGUUCCUCAAGGCCCAACACGGCUCCGGGGAAGAUGCAGAGGCCUGUUCGUCUCAAGCCCCUGAACAGUAACAGUGCCACGGCCUCUCUGAAGAGAACCUCCCCUCGACACAGACCCCCGGACUGGGACUCCUCUAACGACACAGAUCAGCUCCUCAGUUAUACGCUGGACAAAGAGGGCAUGAGACAUUUGACCAUGACAGACUGCUCUAGCACUGUCUCGCCUUACCGUCUUCCUGUCAUUAACAACUAUGUGACCCCUGUGCCGCCCCUCACGAAGAAAAAAGAGAGAGGGCCGAGAGCGAACGGCACACACAGGGGUCGAAAGUUAAGACCCACUACAGCACCAACUACAGAGCCAUCUUCUCUCCAGAGGACAUCAGCCCAGAGUAAAGUGUCAGUAAGCAUGGUAUACUUUGGGAAGAGUGUUCACCUGUCCCAUGAUUUGAUGGACCUCAGAGAUGAGGUCAAGGUCUUCCAGCAGCACUGUGGAGGAGAGAACCUCUGUGUCUACAAAGGGAUGCUGAGAGAGGGAGAAGUUUUCCAAUUUGUGUCAAGACGUCACCAAGGAUUUCCCUUCAGUCUUACAUUCUUCCUGAAUGGCCUCCAAGUGGAUAGGCUCAGCUCCUGCUGUGAGUUCAAACACAGGAAAGGCACUCGGCUCGGGGGCAGACAUGGACACUUUGGAUUUUGCGGGGUGGAGGGAGCCUCUCCUUGCUACAAGUGUAUUAUUGCCAUGGGCUUGGAUAAAAAACCCACCCCUCCUCAAAAAAGAGUGAAAGAGGAGCUGCCCACCUCUAAAUCCCCAGAUGCUAAGGAGGCCACAGAUGUAGAUGAAGACAUACACACACAUUCUAACGCAGUGCCUGACGCACCUCAGGAAAUGGAGACGGAGCCUAAUGGAGAAACAACAGGGAAGAAAAAGACCAAAGAUGACUAUGAGGAAGACUUUGAGGCAGAUGAUGAAGGGCCAGUUGAAGAUGUUGAUGAAGUAGAGGAAAAGACAUCUGCUGCCAAUGGUGGAGAAGAAGAGACCAGGGAUGAAAAUGACAUAAAUGAAGUGAAAAGCAACACUGACAGUGAUGACGCCAAGGUCAAAAGGUCAUCAUCUGUCUCAUCUGGACGAACAUCCAGCUUGUCCAGCAGUGACAAUGACAACAGUGAAAGAGAAAUUGUGGAGGACACCAAAGAAGUCACCACUGCUAAUGUUCCAGAGGAGAGCUUACAUGCAGAGGAGGACCUCACCACAGCUGAGACCAAACCGGAGGAGACAGAGGUCACAGAGUCCAGUGACAUCACAUUACCUCAAGCUGCAGCGGAAGACUCUGGGACACAGGAUAGUCCUGGGGAUGGCAUGGAGAAGAGCGACCUGGAAAUGUCAGAAGACACAGACAAGAAAGAGGGAACUGAAGGUGAGCAAUCUGGGGAGGAUGCCAAACCUGAAGAUAAGCCACAAGAGAAUGAGCCAGAGAGAGCCAAGUCAAUGCAAGAAAAGUUGGCUGAGGCCAUUUUGAAGGAAUCUCAAUGUAGUUCAGAGCCAGAGUUUAGUGAUACAAGCACAGAGGAAGAUGAAGGGGCCUCAGUGAAGACCCAACAGGACGGCCAAGGACCAGAAAUGGAGAGUGCGGUGGGUUUCACCUCACCACAACCAUCAAACACACUGGAUGAAAAUGCAGAGAAAGGUGAAAGCAACACACGAGAGUCUCUAUGUGAGGAAACGGCACAGGAGCCUCAUGUCCACAUAGAAGAAGAAAGACAAGAAAUAGGAGAGACUCAGGAGGCAGCAGUAAGUUUAGACAUAGAGGAAACGCAGAAGGACGAACAAAGUGUGAGGACAAAUGAAGUUGAACAACCAGAUAAAAGAGAGGAAGUAAAAACUGAGACUGAGGAUAUGCAGGAGAAAGAUAAGGAUGUGAACAAUACAAAUGCAGAGGUUGCAGAGGUUAAUACGGAGUUUAAAGAAGAAGAGAAAGACUUAUUAGUACAGGAACCAGAGACACAUACUGAAAUGCUGGACACUGGAAAUACAGACACUGAGGUUCCAGAGAUGGAGGAGAUGGAUUCGGUAUCUCAUACAGAGAAUGAUACACAAACAGGGGCAGGUGACACUCAGAGGCAGCCAGACGCUGAUGACGCAGAUCAGAACAGAGAGAGAAGGAGCGACGGACACCCAGACAGAGAUGAAAGAGAAGACCUAGCAGAUGAGGCUGGGGAUGAAAGGUCAACUGGGGAAAUGGUACAGAAGACAGAUGGCAAGGUGGGUGGUGGGGGCUCUGUUGGUAAGGACGAAGAUGGUGAAAAAUCUAGUGAAGAGAUAGAAGAGACAAAAAUGCUAGAGGUUGAGGAUACAAGUGAAGAUUUGGGAAUAGAGGAGGCAGAGAAACCUGGGGAAGAAGAGAUACGAGUUGGUGAGAAAGAUAAUGAGUUAGAAGGUGAUCAAGAUUCAAAGGCAGAAGAUAAACAAAAUAAGGACAGUACAGAAAAAGACAAGGAUGGUGUGAAUGAUGAACAUAAAGAAAGUGAAGAUGGGAAACUGUCUAUUGAGGUUAUAAAUAGACUAAAUGAGUCACAGGAAAUUCAAAAUGUAAGGGCAGAAGGUAAUGAAAAAGAGGAUGAUGGUAUGAAUGAUAAACAAAAAGAAACAGAAGAUGGAGAACAGGUUAAAAACAUACUUAGUGAUGGAGCCGAGGAAGAAGGGCAUGAGAAACCAAACAGUGAGGUUGAGAUUGGAGGAGAAAUCAAGAAAGGGAAAGAUGAAAGGAUGGAAAAUAGGUCUCAGGAAGGGGAAAAUAGGUCUCAGGAAGAGGAAAAAGAAGAGGACGGGAAGGUGGAUGAGAUGGCAGUGGGAACAGAUGGAAACUAUGUAGAGAAUGAGGCAAAAGACAAAGAGCAUGAGAAUGAGUUAGAAACAGGAGAAAAGUUUAUAGAAGAGCAAGAGAAGGAGAUGGCAGAUAUAAACGAGAUUAGUGAGAAUACAUUAGAGGCAGGAGAUGGAAAAGAGACUGUUUCUGGUGAGAAUACAGCCCAAAAAUUGGAAGACAACUUUGAGGACAAAAAUGAGGAAUCGGUUUCACAGGAAGAACAAAAAGAAAUGGGUUCCAGCGGAACGCUCAAGGAUGAAACAGAGGCCAGUACCAAGGAAGAACUGGAUGAACCUGCUGGGGUGAAUAAUGACCUGCUGGAUAGGAACGUAGAUGCUGAAAAUGCAGAGAGACAAGAAGUGGGUCUUGAAGAGGCUGAUAAGGUGGAAGAAUAUCUCCAAGAGGAAAUGCGAGACAAAUCAGAGGGUGAGACAACUGGUGAUAGUACUCAAGAAGUUAUAGAUAACACUGAAAAGACAGAGACUGAUAAAGAUGUGAAAGAAGAAAAUGGUAAUGACAAAGAGCAAGAGAUAGAAAACAAGUUGAAUGCUCAAGUUGUUCCCUCAGAAAGAGAGUCUCAGUUGGGCGGUGAACAGGAGGACCAGGGCAGUGACAACCAAAAAGCUGAAGAAGAGGAUGACAAAGAAGAGGCUGACAAAGAAUCAGAAACCUCUGCAACAACAUUCAUAGAAAACAUAACUCCUCAGAUAACACAGACGAUGGUCAAUAAGGAUACAGAAAGUGAUAUUGUCUCAGCCGAAGCUAAAGUCACAGAAGAGGAACCAGAACUGAAAGGUACUGACGAUGAACUGAUAAGUAGAGAUGCUCCUGAAGGGAUGGAUGGUGAUCAAGUGCAACCUUUGGAGAAGAAAGGGAAUCUUGUCAAUGAAGAGAGUGGCUCAUCAGUUUCCCAUACGGUGGAAUCAGAACCACCUGUGAAGAAAGUCAAAAAAGGGGACAAAGAUCCAGUUCUGAGCAUUAAUUCAGAUGAUCUGGAUGAUCAUCCAGCAGCUUUAGCUAAAGUAGUUGGGGUGGAUCUAGUGAGUAACUGGAUUAACAUACACCAAGAAUCAAAGUAUUUUCAGACAUUCAUCGAACCCCUCGAUGAAGAGGGUCUCAUCUCGGAAGAAACCGAGGAGAGACUAAACGGUGAAGUGUUAGAUGCUACAGAUACACCACCAAGUACUGAUAUUGGGGGCCUUGAUGAAACACUCAAGAGUAGAGAUGAAACUGCAACUCCCAUAAGGAACAACCUCAAUGAGAACACAGAGUCUGUAGUUGAAAGCUUGAAAACAGAGACUAAAGUUGAGGCCAUAGAGGCAGAUGCUUACAGUUAUCACUCUAAUGACAGCAUACAUACCUUAACCAAAGAUGAAAAAGUCCAGGAGGCUGGAGAUACUAGAGGUUCUUUGGUCACUUCCUGGUCAAGACAGAGUAAUAAUGAAGACACCAAUCAAAAAGACACUGCUAGACAAGAAACUUUGACGUCAGAUGACGUCAAAAACAUGGGGAUAACAGCAACAUCUGAAGACAUUCAAGACAGAGCCCCAUCUGAAACAGAACAGCAGAAUGUACCUAGAAAUGUCGACCUGAAUGCAAAAGAGACUGAACAAAGUAAUCAACUAAAUAUGACUGAUGAAACCAAACAUUUAGCCCAAACAGAGGAAGCAAGUAACAAAGAGACCUUGGAGAGUUCGGAAGACAAUUUGAAACCUGAGCAUGUACCUCAGUCAGAGCAUAUCGAGCCACAGAGUCCCACAAUCACAGUAAUUACAGACCUCACAAUUGUCAAUAAAUCGGAGAAUGGGAGCCAAGAUGACACAGCAAGUGUAGACUUCCAUUCCAGACAGUCAGAUGGAAGCAGGAACGUGAAUGGAAACAGGAGAACUAAAGUAAUUGAUGGCCAUUUCAAACAGACUCUAAGCACAGAGACCUUAAGCACUUUCUCAUUGGAUGAUUCAAGAUUUUUUGGGCCCACAGGAUAUCCUAGAUUAACGACUGCUCACACGGAGAACAGCUAUUAGUACAAUAGUAAAUCUUUCACCUAACCCAGGGGUGUCCAAUCCUACUUCUGGCGGGCCACUGUCCUGCAGAGUUUAGGUCUAACCCCAAUUAAACACAUUUGAACCAGUUAAUCAAGGAUUACUAGAAACUUCCAGACAGGUGUAUAGGGGUAAGUUUGAGCAAAACUCUGCAGGACAUCGGCCCUCGAGGAGAAGGAUUGGACACCCCUGCCUCAACCCAUAUUAAUGGGUUUAAAAUAAUGGCACUUCCUUUUCCUUAUCAGAGACCCAUAGUGAGUCUUGUGUGCUUGGUAGGGAAGCUAUCAACAUCCCACUGAAAAUAGACACCCUAGGACACACGCAGCACAAAUAAUUUAAUUAUUCAUGAUGCGGAGCCCUCCAGUUGGUUAGGCUGCACUAGCAGUAUAUCGACCCACUUCAGACACGCAUACCUUAACUAAGAGAGUUUAACUAAAACCCAAAAGCCUGCACUUUCCUCUGUGUUCCUAAUUAGUAUCCGGAACACUUUAAUUUGCUGUUGCACAGUGUGAUGUGAAUG